AGUGUGUUGACAGAAGCUGGUCAUGACAGUGGCUCCUAGUGGGACUAUCGAAUUUUAUAGUAUUUCAAUUAUUAUUGUUAAGUAGAUAAAGUUUAAAAUCGAGUGUUUUUUGGAAGUGUGCUUGAAAGAUGGUGAUGAAACUCACUGUCCUGCUAGUACUCGCUCAGUUCCACCGAGCGAUCAACAGUCCUCUGCGACAAUUCAGGGAACUGAAACCCGGCCAGGGGAUACCCAUGGUACUCCCACAGCAUCAAGAAACUCUUCCGAUACCUCACAUGGUGAUCCACACGCCCACCAGAGAGAAGAAAAGCCCCAACAUCAUCUCAAUACCGAUCCAACAGAUCUUAAUUCCAAAAUUUCAUAUAAUACCAUUCCAUCACGGGCCGCCGCAGUCUAACGUACACCACAGCGCAGUUCACACGAAUGUCAAGCAUAUCAUCACGCAUGACAAUGUUAAGAUCCCGAUCAUCUCCCAGACUGUGUCACAUAGUGGUACAAACAUUACGCACCCCGCGUCAGCGUCAGUCAUUCCAAUUUUGGUACCACUUCAUCAAAACUUGGUACCGGUACAGGAUUUGUCAGUUAUACCGCUACAGAAAAAUGUUCAUAAGUUGGAACAGAAGGUGGAGCACUAUACUGUUAUGGAGAAGAAGGAUGAUAAUGACCAUGAAGAAGUGAACAGAUUUAGGACAUUCUAUGGGGGUUAUGGCACGGGACUGUUCUUCGGAGGUCAAGGCGCGGGGCACGGGUUUCAUAUAUUUGGGUAGCAGAUUAAUAUAGGUAUAUGAAUAAUAGUGAUAACCCAUUAAUCGUUUAUUAAAUUAUUUAUUAAAA
Helicoverpa zea (corn earworm) is the source of this 834-nucleotide messenger RNA. RefSeq lists its product as uncharacterized. Lineage: Eukaryota; Metazoa; Arthropoda; Insecta; Lepidoptera; Noctuidae. The transcript has 2 exons. The record is from RefSeq and is a predicted model, not a curated record. The coding region runs from base 129 to 767 and encodes 212 amino acids.